Messenger RNA from Microdochium trichocladiopsis, 732 nucleotides. Its product is annotated as acetylesterase. The coding region runs from base 1 to 732 and encodes 243 amino acids. The transcript has 3 exons. The record is from RefSeq and is a predicted model, not a curated record. Gene Ontology annotation, molecular function: hydrolase activity, acting on ester bonds. NCBI's taxonomy places the organism in Eukaryota, Fungi, Ascomycota, Sordariomycetes, Xylariales, Microdochiaceae.
AUGCGCCGCCUUUCGUCAGUCAUUUUGAGCCUUCUGAGUGCAUCGGGCAGCUCCGCCAAGACCCCGGCAUUCUUCCUCGCUGGUGACUCGACCACUGCGGUUGACGGCGGCUGGGGCGACGGUUUCCUGGCAAACCUGAUCGCGCCGUCCUGGGGCGUCAACGUCGCCAAGAGCGGUGCGACGACAGCCUCGUUCGAGGCAGGCGGUUUCUGGGACAAAAUCACCACUCUUGUCGCCGACAACGCCGAUGAGUUCGACUGCUACGUCACCAUCAGCUUCGGCCAUAAUGAUCAGAAGCCAGAGAACAAUGUGCCGUUCGAUGUAUACCAGGCCAACCUCAUACGAUUCGCUAGCGUGGUCGAGGACCUUGGGGGUAGACCUCUGCUUGUUUCAUCGCUCACUCGCCGCAACUUUGCAUCCGAUCAUAACGCCACUGAUUCCCUCAGCAACGAGCGCCGGGCGGCCCAGGUGGCUGCCGAGAAGACGGGCUCGGCCUUCAUCAACCUGAACCGCGCAAGUCUCGACUACGUCAACGCCAUUGGUGAACAGGCCGCGCACACUUACAACGGCCCGGACAGUCCCACUGAUAACACGCACCUGAACUUGUGGGGCGAGACGGUGUUUGGACGGAUGGUCACCGAUUUGGUGACGCGAGCCGUGCCGGAGUUGGAACCCGUGUUCCUGAAGAACAAGACCAUGAGCGACCUCAUCUGGAGUGGUCAGGCAGCUUGA